Molecule: messenger RNA, 1077 nt
Organism: Elaeis guineensis (African oil palm)
Lineage: Eukaryota; Viridiplantae; Streptophyta; Magnoliopsida; Arecales; Arecaceae
Biological process (GO): translation
Cellular component (GO): mitochondrial large ribosomal subunit
Molecular function (GO): structural constituent of ribosome
Source: RefSeq, a predicted model, not a curated record
UCUAGGAUGCUUUGAGGGAUGCAUGUCUCUCUGUAAUUAAGCUUAUUCAUCGGGAGGCAAAUAGGAUAAUAGAUCAGGUCAUCUUCUACAUGGUAGAGCGUUUAGGAGCAUUUUUGUGGGUUGAUCUAUAUAUAUAUAUAUAUAUAUAUAAAUACCCGGCGCUUUAAUCAUCUCUCUGCUCUCGGGUCUCUCCGAUCCCGUGCCGACGCUUCCGAUCGAUCCCUUCUCCAAUUCCGGUGAGUCCGCCCCCCUCCUCUUUCCCUUCCACUUCCUUCCUCUUCCCCUCGAAGUCAGACUUCGGCCAAAUGUUGCCGCCGAAGCCCCAACCCUAAUCCUCUUCACGCUGGAACCCUAACCCUUAUGAAUAUGCGUGGCCGUCACCCCGACCUUAGUCGUCGCGGCCCAUCGCCUUUGGGGCCCUCCACCGAUGGAGCGAGUUCUUGUGGAUCAGAAUAUGCCAUUGGGAUUGAUCAUAGGGUUAGGGAGGGCGAUGCGGAGGAAACGAACUUCAUCAUUAAAUAUAUUAUCUUCGAAAAGAGGGCCUCGAGACUAUUACAAGGGAAAGAAUUGCAAGCCCACUGGUUUCCACACUCGUAAAGGUGGGUACGUUGUGAUGGAUGAAAAGUUGCCACGUUAUGUGGUCCCGGAUUUGACUGACUUUAAGCUGAAGCCUUAUGUAUCUCAGUGCCCAAGGGAUGCAACUGCGACUUCCACCUCAGCAGACUCGGCAGCGUCUGCUGACACUGCCAACUAAAUAAAUAGGCAUCUAAUGUCUGUGGUUUUUGCCCCUGUUUUGUGGCUGCAUGAUUGCAUAGCAAUAGCAGAUACUCUUGAAUGAGUGGAACUAAAGCCGAAGGCUUGCUUGUCUCUGUAGAAUGAUUCAAGCUCUUAGGCAUCUUUGGGUUUAGGCUUUUGUGUCAUCAACAACAAACUUUGAAGUGCCCUGCAAAAGAUAUUUUUUGAUUGACUAAAAGAGGUUAUGAAUUUUUGAUAGAAUGUAGAAUUGAUAUUCAGAAAGAUACCAUGGUACUUCAAAUCGCCAUACAAUUUCAUACUUUAAAGGGAAAUUACGUUGGU